Molecule: messenger RNA, 1293 nt
Organism: Cyprinus carpio (common carp)
Lineage: Eukaryota; Metazoa; Chordata; Actinopteri; Cypriniformes; Cyprinidae
Product: CD63 antigen-like
Cellular component (GO): membrane
Source: RefSeq, a predicted model, not a curated record
GCUGGGGUACACUUAUAGGAGGGGUCACAUUUACACAAUCCAGCUCGACUUCUUAUAUUCGUGUACUGUAGCUAGGACGGACACCAUCCAAUUUUUCACUCUACAGGUUUCCUGCACGCGAGACUUUACAAUAUAACCAGAGUUUCUUGUGUCGUAGUUUGAAUUGCAGCAGUCCUUUUGGAAAGAGCGAGGCCUUAAAAGUCUUCCAAACUUCCGACAUAUUGAUUUAAUUGAAAGUCACCAUGGCUGUAGAAGGAGGAGCGAAAUGUGUCAAAUACCUGCUCUUUUUCUUUAAUUUCAUCUUCUGGCUGUGUGGCCUGGCCUUAAUAAUUAUUGGGGUAUUGGCUAAAGUUCCUGUCAACACCUCGGCCAUCAUCAAAGGAUACGCCGGGUCUCCUCUAUUGCUGAUAGUGGUGGGAGUCAUCAUUUUCUUCAUUGCAUUCUUUGGCUGCUGUGGCGCCUGGAAGGAGAAUCAGUGCAUGAUCGCCAUGUUUGCUGUUUUUCUCUCCUUCAUCAUCAUCAUUGAAAUCGGAGCCGCCAUCGUUGGAUAUGUCUUGUUGGGAACUAUGACUGAUGUACUGAAUAAAGGCUUUGACAUCAUGGUCACAGAAUACAAUGAAACCGAAAACAGUCGAAUCCUAGAUACUUUACAGCAAGAUUACAAGUGCUGUGGAAAAAACUCGUCUGUUGAUUGGUUGAACUCAAAAUUCUUGGCUCCCAAUUCAGUCCCAGACUCCUGCUGUAAAAAUGUCACUCAGAAUUGUGGUGAAGGAGCUAUCCGAGACACCAGUAAAAUCUACACGGAAGGAUGUCAGCCUAUUCUGGACAAGUUUCUAAAGAAGAACUUCCUGAUGAUCGCUGUGACAGCUCUGAUCAUUGCAUUUGUGCAGAUCACAGGCAUUGUGUUGUCCUGCAUUCUGAUACAAGCCAUCCGUAAUGGCUAUGAGGUCAUGUGAUCACAUCUAGUUACAGCACUUCACCCAUAUCAGCACAUCACUUACAGCUUUCAGAGACUGUUCAGGUGUUAAUAGCAAUUAUUAUCCCCUUGCUGUGUAAGACGAGAGUACUCAUUUUCUUUGAGAAUGAAAUAUCUAUGACGUCUGUGCUUCUAUGACUAAUCCAGUAGAUUAGUCUCCUGUUAAGUCUCAGAUUUAUACUUUAGACAUUGUUUUAAACUUGAUCUUUACCGCAGUGACAUUCCUUUGGGUUACAGGACAACAAUCAAUUACCGAUAUGCCAAAUUUUAUACAUUAAUAGAACAUUCUUGUCGAAAUAAUAAAAUGUUCUAAACAA